This is a messenger RNA of Linum tenue, 1138 nucleotides long. The record is from the annotation of a GenBank genome assembly. Lineage: Eukaryota; Viridiplantae; Streptophyta; Magnoliopsida; Malpighiales; Linaceae.
CAUUGCUGAUCCUGAGGGCUCUCUAAUGGGGAGUUCGAUAGGGCCGCAAUUUGUUGGCAAUGAUACGACUGAGAUGAGAUUGGUUGGUGCACUUAGGGAGGUAUUAGCUGGGGGUCAUCUCGGGUACGAGGAGGUCCAAGGUGUUCUGAGAGAUGUUCUUCCCUUAAAUGUUGAAGAUGACAAAGACAGCUCGAAAGAGUCAUUAGUUUCGGCGUUCUUAAUUGGUCAGCGGGUGAACAGGGAGACAGAUCGUGAAUUGAAAGCAUAUUGCCUUGCUUUUGAUGAUGAACUUGGUCCUCCUUCAGUUGCUGAUGUGGGAUCAUUGACCCAUUAUGGUGAACCUUAUGAUGGGAACACACGUUUCUUCCGGAGCACGUUGUUUGUUGCUGCUGUUAGAUCCUGUUAUGGUGAAUCUUCAUUGCUCCAUGGUGUGGACUGGAUGCCACCUAAGGGAGGGAUAACCGAAGAACAAAUGCUGAAGUUCAUGGGUGCAAAUACACACCUAAACCCGUUGCAGGCGAAAGAGCUUCUUGAGGAUAAAGAUCUUGGUUUUGCCUACUUAAGUCAGCGUGAGGCUCGCCCAUCCCUAUUUUCAUUAAUUUGGUUGAGGGAGCACAUAAAGAAGCGUCCCCCACUGGCAACCACAGAAAAGGUUCAACAGUUAGUAAGGGCCAAGGGAAGGGAAGCAAUUGUUGCUGGAUUCUAUCAUGAAGGCUAUGAGGAGCCUCUUUUGAUGCUUAUGAGAAGAAGAGGUGUACAUUCUGGUUUGGUGGUUAAGGAAGGUGCCCUCUCUAUGACAACAAGACUGAGGUCAGGAAAUGCAUCAAAAGGACUCCCGGUCAACUACUGCUCUGGAUUUCGCUCAUCCACUGCGGCAUCUGCUCUUGAAGUCGAUGGUGUCUCACGUCAGAGCUUUAGCAUUGAUCAAAAGGGUCCUGCAUAUGAUCGUAUUGUAUUAAACGCUGGAAUGAUUGAUCACUUGCUGGGAUGUGACGGUGCAGAAGAUGUAAAUUCAGCCCUGGAUAGAGCUAGAGAAGCCAUCGAUAGUGGUCGUGCACUCAAAAGGUUCCUAAAUUAUAUCAAGGCCAGCAAUAAGAUGAAGCGAAUGAGGUCUACAGUAUCCUUUCCACUGGUGUAA